AUGAGUUACAAUCUUACGUCAGAAGCUCUACACUUCUACGUCAAGCAUUUACGCGCUCGCUUCUUUCAUAGAUGGGUGCGGUACGUUAAGGAAAAGAACCAAUCCGCUGUACAUCUAAAGCUGCAAACAGACAAGGCCCUCUUGUUCUUCGUCCGUUGGCGCCUAACAAGCUGCAUUCACCAAUGGGUCACGUUUGUUUACGAAACGGUUCCUCAGAUGACUCUGUUUGCAGAGGAGUUUUACACUGUUAUGCUAACUCGGAUCGCGUUCGGCUCUUGGAAACGUCGGUAUGUUUGCGUUGUAUCGAUGGAGAUACGAGCGGACGAGCACUACCGACGAAACCAGAUUCCUAUGUUGGGGAACCUUCUUUCCCUCUGGAGAACGGCUGCAAAUGCCCAACAGACAAUCAAAAUCUACGCCUAUGCGGAUGAUUAUUGGACAGCCCGAGAAUUGCGUCUUGCAUUUACUGCAUGGCAUAUGAAAUCUCAGGCUAUUUUAGCCCUGCAGCCACGGCUCCACCACUUGACAGCUAAGACUUUUAGAACACUGAUGAAGGACGCAUUCUGGAGCUUAAGGGAGGCUCACCAGAAAGCUACUCAGCGACGUAAAGAUGUUCAAGAGGCCCUAGAGUAUUACUCCACCCAGAAGGCAACGCUGCUUAUGCGUUAUAUCAUUGAACAAGGCAUAGGCUUUGUGCGUGCUGAAGAUACCAGACGUGCAUCUGCAGUAGCCAAAAAAGCAGAAGAGGCAUACUUACAAGGUGUCCUCAAGGAUCGUAGAACCCUUUUAAACUCAGCUUUUGCACCUGCUACGCCUGCUAUUGACUCGAAGGAGCCGGAUCGCCACACCUUGGAACCUAUAGAUUUAGUCCUCCCCAAUCCAAUUCGCGCCAAUCCAAUUUGCGCAGCUAUUCAUGAUAGAAGGAAUGACCCUAACUCUCAUACUCUAAGCACAAAUACUGGUCCUGAACGUAAGAAAGGGACUGGCGUACAAUCUCUACAAGAGUCCAAGCCCAGGUCCAGUUCUAGAUUUGGGACCGGACCUGUGCCUCCGCGUGCCCAGCCUCGCACUCUGCAAAAGGCCCAACCCCAUGGAACCAAGACCUUUAGCCAGCCAUUUGGUAAGCUUGAUAUCCCAAAAGAUAUAUCUGUCUAUUCAUGUACGGAAGAGCCUUCCCAGCAGGCAUCUCUCACCGUCGAGGACGAACGACUCCUCACUCAGUACAUGGACUCUUAUGACGCUGUAUUGAAGGAGCUAGGGCACAUUAACAGCCAAAUGAAGCUGAUAGAAGCAGCCAUAGAUAGAAAAGCUGCUGAGCUUGCAACGACUCCAUACCCCCAGACUAUGCAACUAGAAAUUAUCUCACUCAAGAUGCAAAGGGAAGAGCUUGUCGCCCAGCUCGAGCACAAAAAUGCUCAGGCAGAGACUCUCCGCGCCAUACUUGCAGACUAUAAAUCGAGGCUCAUUUCUUAA
Messenger RNA from Giardia duodenalis, 1473 nucleotides. RefSeq lists its product as uncharacterized. The record is from RefSeq and is a predicted model, not a curated record. The coding region runs from base 1 to 1473 and encodes 490 amino acids. The transcript has a single exon. Lineage: Eukaryota; Fornicata; Diplomonadida; Hexamitidae.